Messenger RNA from Beta vulgaris subsp. vulgaris (sugar beet), 2030 nucleotides. RefSeq names its product hexokinase-2, chloroplastic. Gene Ontology annotation, molecular function: glucokinase activity; fructokinase activity; mannokinase activity. Gene Ontology annotation, cellular component: mitochondrion; cytosol. Bases 203 to 1693 code for a protein of 496 amino acids. NCBI's taxonomy places the organism in Eukaryota, Viridiplantae, Streptophyta, Magnoliopsida, Caryophyllales, Amaranthaceae. The transcript has 9 exons. Gene Ontology annotation, biological process: glycolytic process; glucose 6-phosphate metabolic process; intracellular glucose homeostasis. The record is from RefSeq and is a predicted model, not a curated record.
AUCUUAGAAUCCCACCUGCUCAAACCUUCCUUCCACAGUAGAAGCAUAAAGCUACUAGUAGUCUAACCACCAUGGAUCACUCCACCCCACCACUCCAACCUCAAAUUAUUAUCUCUAAACCCAAUUCUUUUAUUAUCUUUUUCUUCCUUUUUUCUCUCUCUCUCUUCAUCUCCAUCUCCUUUGAUCUUUCCGUCGCUAAAAAAUGUCAAUACCAGCAGCAUCAACAGCCGUUGGAUCACUCUGUUUGCCAAGAUCAAGGAUCAGGUCUUCUGCAUUACAGCCAAUGAUGGCCGUCCGAUCUGGCACUGUCUCCUCUGUAACUCAAAUAUUAACUAAGUUACAAAAAGAGUGUGCAACACCUCUUCCUGUGUUGCGCCACGUGGCAGAUUCCAUGGGUAAUGAUAUGAGAGCUGGACUUGCUGUUGAUGGUGCUUCUGAUCUCAAGAUGAUUCUUAGCUAUGUUGAUACUCUCCCAACUGGGAAUGAGAAAGGAUUGUUCUAUGCAUUAGAUCUCGGUGGAACGAACUUCCGAGUUUUGAGAGUGCAAUUAGGUGGAAUAGAUCAACGUGUAAUCGCUACUGAAGCUCAGCAAGUUUCUAUUCCACAGGAUUUGAUGUUCGGUACCUCUGAGGAACUCUUUGAUUUCAUUGCUUCUGGUUUGGCAAAAUUUGCUGAAAAGGAGAGUGGUGAAUUCCAACUCCUGCAAGGAAGAAAGAGAGAACUUGGAUUCACAUUUUCUUUUCCGGUGAAACAAACAUCUAUAAGUUCAGGAAUUCUAAUCAAGUGGACAAAAGGUUUUGCGGUUUCUGGAACGUCAGGAAAAGAUGUAGUAGCUUGUUUAAAUGAAGCUAUGCAGCGGCAAGGGCUACAAAUGCAAGUCUCAGCUCUGGUUAACGAUGCAGUGGGAACUUUAGCUGGUGCGAAAUAUUGGGAUAACGAUGUCAUGGUCGCCGUGAUCUUGGGAACAGGAACGAAUGCUUGUUACGUUGAGAGGAUAGAUGCCAUUCCUAAAAUGCCUGGUCAGAAGUCACAGUCAGGAACAACAAUAAUCAAUACUGAAUGGGGUGCAUUUUCAACUGGACUUCCCUUGACUGAAUUUGAUAGGGAAAUGGAUGCUGAAAGCAUCAACCCCGGCGAGCAGAUAUUUGAGAAAACGAUAUCAGGUAUGUACCUCGGCGAGAUCGUGAGGAGGGUAUUACUAAAGAUGGAUGAAGCAGGUUCUCUAUUUGGCAGUAGCAUGCCAGACAAACUGCAAACACCAUUCUCACUCAGAACCCCGCAUAUAUGUGCCAUACAGCAGGACACAUCAAACAAUUUGGAUGAAAUUGGCUCAAUUCUCUUCAAUGAGGCAGGAGUUGAAGCAAAAACAGAAGCGAGGCAAAUAGUUCUAGAGGUUUGUGACACGAUAGCAAAAAGAGGUGGGCGUUUGGCUGGUGCAGGAAUUGUAGGGAUUCUCCACAAGAUGGAAGAUGACAUGAAAGGUCUAAUUUUUGGAAAGCGGACUGUUGUGGCGAUGGAUGGAGGCUUGUAUGAGAAUUAUCCUCAAUACAGAAAUUAUCUCCAGGAUGCAGUUACGGAGCUUUUAGGACCCGCAUUGUCAGAAAAUAUAGUCAUUGAGCAUUCCAAAGACGGUUCUGGUAUCGGAGCAGCUCUUUUAGCUGCUGCAAAUUCCAAGUAUAAACAUCAUAUCUAGUUCAAGGUUAUACAUUCGCUAUACAGUCAUUAAUUUGUCGAGAUCCUAAUUGAAGGUGGCAUUUUGUGCACUAGCUACUUCAUAAAUGAGGAAAAAGUCUGUGUCGAUGCGUCAUUAUCAUUACCACCAUAUUAUGCCAUUGUAAGUACUAUCAAAUGCUGUAAUGCUAAGUUUUUCCAAAUUGAGCAAUUGGAGUGCAUUUAUUUGUAAUGCUAAAGUGGAGUUUCAAAAUUCAACUGAGAGAGAUUGCAAACUCUAUUAAUUUGCACAUGUAAUAAUAAAGAAAUAGUUUUGAUGGGAGCAAAUUUUCGCUUCACCUGAUUUGUAUGAUUGUAUA